This is a messenger RNA of Synchiropus splendidus (mandarinfish), 1267 nucleotides long. It is a transcript of the gene admb, whose product is annotated as adrenomedullin b. The transcript is spliced from 6 exons. NCBI's taxonomy places the organism in Eukaryota, Metazoa, Chordata, Actinopteri, Syngnathiformes, Callionymidae. The record is from RefSeq and is a predicted model, not a curated record. Bases 363 to 815 code for a protein of 150 amino acids. Gene Ontology annotation, cellular component: extracellular region. Gene Ontology annotation, molecular function: adrenomedullin receptor binding; hormone activity. Gene Ontology annotation, biological process: positive regulation of heart rate; adrenomedullin receptor signaling pathway; regulation of systemic arterial blood pressure.
CCUGUGAGUUCCUCCGUCAUGGGUGAACCUUUCUCCAAAGGAUAACAAGUGAUCUUGUUGUUUGGUCACUCUUCAGAGCAUCUUGCCAUAUUUGUUCCAUCUUAUCCUUGCUCUGUUCUUGGAAUCCCACCAUCAGACAAGACCUCGACCAUUAAGACCAGGUGGUGGCUCCCACAAGAGGACAGAGUCAUGGCUGAGAGAUUCAUGUGUUUCAUGGCAGGGUCAUCUUCAGACUUCAGCUCAUGGUAAACACUUAAGUGUUGGGCCCGACAUCGACAGUGCCGCCACGCUGCCACGAUAUCACUGGAUGUUCACCUGAACACCUUUUAUAACACCAGCUUUCAGGAACCCAAGUUGCCAGGAUGAGACUGACUCUGCACACACUUAUCUGCUGUUGUGUGCUCUCUGUGGCCCUGCCAGUGGAGCGAGGUGCCACAGAAGACGUGAACUCCAGUCAGAGAAAAAGACUGCGAGUCUGGAUGCAGAGUCACAUCAGGAGAUCGAGCAGUGGUGACAUCCAAGAUGGACCUCAGACAGAUGGGACCGCACCAGCACCAACACCAACACCAACACCAGCACUUAAUUCAAGCAGCGCUGAACAACACAGCGUACAGAAGAGAUCAGCAGUGAAGGUGUCCGCCUGUGUCCUGUUCGCAUGUUCGUACCACGAGCUACUCCAUCGCCUGUACCAGAUCACCAACAAGCAGAGAGACGCCAACGCUCCAGAGAAGAAGAUGGGCUCUGGAGGUUACGGACGGCGCCGCCGCUCUCUGUCAGAGGUCACAAGACCAUCCCGCCGAAAGCCAACAUUCUAAGACAAUAGACUUCUGAUCGUUUGGUUCGCAUGUCGAGGCUGCGAGGGGGACAAGCAAAAAAAAAAAAGGUUAGGUUUUGAGGCUGAAGUGCAGGUGCAGCGAUGUGGAUGAGGCUCGAGGGACUGAACUGGAACUGGCAGAUAGAAAUGACUGAAGCUAACCCUGCUAGGUGGACUGCUAUAACUGCUUGAACAUUGUCUCAAAAGUGCAAUUCAUGUAAUGUGUACUCAAUGUAUUUAAUUCUAAUAUGCUUUAUUAUCACUGCCUUUCUAUAAACACUGUACGUGCCUGUUUAUGAAAGUAACUUCAGUGAAGUAUUAUGUACAACAUGUAUCUAUGAUUAAUCAUGUAUCACUGUAUUUACACUCGGUAACUCAAUUUGGGAGCCAAAUCCUGUUUUCAAAAAAACUCUAGCCGGUGUUUUGCUGCCAUCUAGCUUUACGUUGGGCUCA